GUGAACUGGCACCCGCGUGAAGGAAAGCUUGAACGGCAACAACAAAUAUGGAGGCGUCUCCUGUCAGCUUCGGACCGGAGAGGUACUGGACGGAGGAAAAAGAAAGGGCGCUUAUAGCAUAUUUCGCUAAACACAGUUGUUUGUGGAAUCAUAAGUCAGAGAGCUACAAAAACCGACAGCUGCGAUGGAAAACUCUGGAACAUCUGAGGAUCCUCCUGUCUGCUCAUCCUCCCCCUGUUAGUUUCACAGUGGAAGACAUUAAGAACAAGUUCAAGAACCUUCGCACAACCUUUCAGCGUCAGUACAAAAUGGUAAAGGCCAGCAAGGUGUGCAGGAACGAGGAUGUGUUUGUGCCACAGUGGAAACACUACCAGCAGCUGAUGUUCCUGCAGGGCUGCUGGGAUCAAGAGGACAGUGCAGAUGACCCGCCUCUGUCACCGCUUAUUCUUCCACAGGAGGAGAACCAGCCUGUCAGCACCCCUGGAUCGAUUAUCACCUUCCUCCCCACCCCAGCCACCUCCUCCCCGCCCUCUUCUACCUCCUGUGUCUCCUCCAACAUGAUGAUUAAAUGUUACUGGACUGAAGAAAGAGAGCGUGCACUGAUAGCUUUCUACUCUGAGCAUAGCUGUCUGUGGAACAAGAGGUCUGAAAACCACAAUAACCGGCAACUUAGACUGAGGCUGCUGGAGGGUCUGAGGAGUCAGCUGUCCGACCACUCUGUGUCUUUCUCAGUUGAAGACGUCAAGUGCAAGUUCAAGAACCUUAGGACAGUUUUCAACCGUGAAUGCAAGGCGGUCCAGGCCAGCAGGGUGUCUGACAAACUCUAUGUGUCCAAAUGGAAACACUACAAACAAAUGCUCUUCCUCUGCGAGUCCUGUGAUGAAGACGAAAGCACGGAUGACUUGAUGCCUCAGGAAGACAAGGAUCUGGAACAUGGAAACCAAACACCCUCUUCCACCCUGAGCAGUUCCUCCUCUAGCUCCAACCAAACCAGCAGCAUCAAGUUCAACCACCCCACUGCUUUGUCCAAUGAUGAAAAAACCACCACCAGUGCUGCCUACCAAAUAUUCCUUGCUGCAUCUCCAGAUCUUCUUAAGCUCACGAGCCAGAUGGCUACUCCUCCUACUACCACCUCUCCUUAUACAGCACUGCCAGACACCAAGCCUUGCGCAAACCCCUCCCCUCUAAAUGUUUCGUCGAGCUCAGCUCAGCCAGACAGCAGACAGAGUGCCGACUCCCGCUGCCACUGGAACGAGGCCAAAGUUCAGCAGCUGAUAUCCUUUUACUCUGAGCACAGCUGUCUGUGGAACCACAAAUCCGAGAGCUACAGGAACAGGCUGUUGAGACAGACUCUGCUGGAGACACUGAGCAGCAUUCUGUCUGAUAAUGAGCCAGUCCCAUUCUCAGUGGAAGACAUAAAGACAAAGUUCAGAAACUUGCGCACCAUCUUCCAACGUGAACACAAAGCGGUCAGUUCAAACAAAACGUGUGGCUCAGAGGACUUUUACCUUCCAAAGUGGAAACAUUACCGUGAGCUGAUGUUCCUCUGCGACUCUUGCGAUGAGGAUGAGCAACCUGAUGACCUGCAAUUCCAGGAACCAGAGGAGUCCUGCCUCCUCCGCCUGGACCGCCAGCCCCCUCCCUCAUCCUUACACUACUAUGGCGGUCCCCAAUCUGCUACCAAACUGAACAUCACAUCACUGGGCCUGGGAGCCCCUCCCUCGCCUACUCCUCCAGACUCCCAGCACUCUUCGCCCUCUUCCUGCCCUUCCACAUCCUCCUCUCACACUGACAGCAGAGGGUCAGGACGCAAGCGAGCGGGUCGGCGCCUGCUACCCACCACCAUGGAGGUGCUGGACUUCAUGAGGACAAUCUGUCAGAGCCAGAUGGUGUCACCACAUGCAGGGUUCCUCAAGUACGUGGAGGAAUGUCUGAACGAGACACCACCCGACAAAGUGAAGAAACUGAAGAAGAUGAUCAUUGAGACGAUCCAUAGCAUAUCGGAGGAGAAUUAGGGGCCCAUUCACACUGCCGUUUGAAUGUGGGGAUCCUGUGCCAUUUCUCCGCCUCCUCCUCUGUGUAAAAGUCUUAGAGCCUGUGAGGGGAGGAAUUUUGCUCCGGUACUGAUCCGCCUCUGGAGGUAGUAUCAGACGCACAGUAUUGGCAAACCAAACUAGUGUGAAUGGAUAAGCCGGCGGCGCGAAGCGGGGGGUGUCCGUCUGAUAACUACACAGGUCCUUCACUCAACUAAAUAUAGAGAAAUGACCGACAAAGCAACAUUACAUGACCAAACAACACGUAACUGUAACUGUCUUUGGCAACUUGUAUGAGGAAGAAAAUACAGCAGAUAUAUGUGGAUAAAUAAGUCUGUUCUGCCGCCCGUCCUACCGACUCUUCCUCACAUUUCUGCCUGAAAAAUGUGUCACUGGCCAAGAACUUUAACUCAGCAAGUGUUUGUGGUGGGAAAAUAAAUGACUGUGACAGUCAGCCCUCUGGACCAGGAUUUCAGUGAACUUUCCCCAGAAACAGCCUCCAUCCCCGCGAGUGACAGAGUCUGACAGUGUGCCGUUUACUGAUGGUGAUUAUGUAAUUAUGUAAUUUAGAGCAAAAAAAAGUAACUUUGUCACUUUCCAGGAUGUUUGGUGGGUCAGGAUUUAAAUCACAACACAUAAUAACUGCAUCCAUACGAUUAUUAGUAUUCAGCAGGUUCAUGUUUAUAUUAACAGGAGGACUCCGGGGGAAUCACCUUACCAUCACACCUCUUUAGGAUCUACUGCAGUUGCUUGGCUCUAUGUGAACAAACAACGGUGGAGAAUUGGUGAACUGUCGCUGCAGCGAUAAUGCAGUGUCUCUGUGUGAAAAGGGCUACUGCUUCACAGUUUGUGUUCUGUAGCUUAAUUCAGUGUCGCUGGGAUUGUUUUUUUUCUUUUUUUGGUUACCUUAUUCCCUUUGUUUGCUAACAGCUAUGAUAGCAUUACUCAACAGCUGUUACCUUUAAUCUGAGUAGAAAUCUGUAUGACAUUCGAACAGGGUCUCAGUCGCCAAAACCUCUGAAUCCAACCGCCAAAGAGAAUGUUAUCGUAAAGCCUUCAACACAUAUAGGAAGAGCUGUUUCUGCUUGUGUGAGCUGUAGUUUACCAGUGGAGAGGGAAACUACACCAAACCUUGCAGCAGCACCACCUUUUUUGUAAUACUGAGCUUGGAUUUUACACCUACACUUUCUGCUAUGACCUCUGGGGUCAGUGACAUUUUAGUGUAAACUAAUGAGAGCGGAAAUGGUGGGGCAACACUUUGUUGUUGGAGUUGUUGCAACUUCAGUGUGAACGGGUUUUUGUCGACGUCAACUGGACUUUCAGCGUAUUGUGACAAAUCAAACUUUUGUUGUUGGCAUGUUUUAAGCUAUCUGUACAGUUUAGUCAUGCAGUAAUAUGCUAACAGCAUACUCAUUUAGCUGCUUGUAUGUUAACACACUUCAUAACUCUCCAAUGUACAGAUUUCACAUAUUUCUAAGUUACAUUCAUGGAUAGUUAUCAUGAGAAUGUCUUGUUAGCAUGCAAUGUUACAUAUGGAAUUAUUAACUUGCCAACAGUGGUGGAAAGAGUACUGAAAAUCUGUAUAGUUAAAUUACUGAAAAACGACUCAAUUCCAAGUUAAACCAUUGGCAUUAAAAUAAUACUAAGUAAAAGUACAAAGUACUCUUCUCAAAGGCUACUCAAGUAUAAGUUGCUUUUUAACUUUUGAUGUUUAAUGCAUUAUCAUUUGUAGGCACCCAUUAUGGGGUUUCUGUUCUCCAAAACUUCAGUCUAGAUUACUCCUCAGUCCUGUGCUAUUCAGCCUAGUGGUCAUGGUACCUACUUUAAACCUGGGCCUGCUGCAGAGUUUUGUGUUUUUUGUCCAUAUGACAGAGAUUUCACUGGUCAUUUUGCCAUCAGAUGGCCCUGUUGGCUACAAAAAUACACAAGUAAGA
Acanthopagrus latus (yellowfin seabream) is the source of this 3967-nucleotide messenger RNA. RefSeq lists its product as uncharacterized. Bases 48 to 2015 code for a protein of 655 amino acids. NCBI's taxonomy places the organism in Eukaryota, Metazoa, Chordata, Actinopteri, Spariformes, Sparidae. The transcript is spliced from 7 exons. The record is from RefSeq and is a predicted model, not a curated record.